AUGGCCUACGUCAUUAAAUUCUAUACCGAUGCCGGGUGUAAAGGCAAUGGAACAUCAGGGGCAAUUGGAGCCGCUGCCGCCGUUUUUGAGACAGAAGACGGCGACUACAAGAGCUGGAAGAUGUCACUAGCCUCAUAUCCUACGCCGACAAACGAGCGUGCCGGAAUCGAAGCUAUUGUCCUGGCUUUAGAGAAAGCCCUAGAUUUGUUUGACAAUCUUAACAGCAGCCCAUGGCUUGAUGUGGCAAUCUACUCUGAUUCGAGAUAUGGGGUUGACUGUAUGACAAAAUGGAUUUAUAAAUGGACUAGGAAUGGCUGGGUUAAUUAUGCGGGUCACGAUGUUGCGAAUCGAGAUCUCUUGGAGCAAGCAUCGGAUCUUGAUCAGAGAUUGAGGGCGGAGGGAGAUGUGCAGUUUCUCUGGAUUCCGAGGGAGAAAAAUGGGAUUGCAGAUAGAUUGUGUAAUGAGGCUAUGGACGAGCAAGACUGCUACUACUAA
Penicillium cosmopolitanum is the source of this 495-nucleotide messenger RNA. RefSeq names its product ribonuclease H-like domain-containing protein. The transcript has a single exon. Bases 1 to 495 code for a protein of 164 amino acids. NCBI's taxonomy places the organism in Eukaryota, Fungi, Ascomycota, Eurotiomycetes, Eurotiales, Aspergillaceae. Gene Ontology annotation, molecular function: RNA-DNA hybrid ribonuclease activity; nucleic acid binding. Gene Ontology annotation, biological process: DNA replication, removal of RNA primer. The record is from RefSeq and is a predicted model, not a curated record.